GUGAAGCUUACAUUCGCCAAGACUGCAACCCUCGCGCAUAAGCUUCUAAACUACAGGCCCGAGUCUUUUCUCUCGGAUCGACAGUGUUUUCCUGCUUUAUUCCUUUCUCCUUGUCGGUGUUCCUUUCCAACCACGAUGGACAAUACCACCAAGCGGCCCCCGUCAACAGAGUGGAGCGAGCUAUUUGCGCAAAACCCCUCCUAUGAGCCGACUACGUACAAGGCACUCGACAACCUCGCGUCGAAUGGCGACCUCGCUUUUCUGCAUGCCAAGUUCUGGAACGAGAUCCGUGAAUGGACCCGGAAUGACAUCACGGAUAUGUCGCGCAUCGUUCACCCAGAUCUUGCGGGACCCGGGAGCAUUUUUAUCGGGGGCAUGAACCAUGCGCUCAACGAAGAUAUUCUUGCGAAAAAUGAUAUCCAUGCGGUUAUUGCUAUUCAUCCCAAGGACUCACUUGCAUGGGACAAGAGCAACACCUCCUACGGUCUACAAAGGUUCUUCCCUGGCGAAAACGGCAUCACAAGCAGCGUCGUGAAGUACCCCCUCAUUAUUCCGCUAGAGGACAAUGCCAACUCAAAUCUGAUCGACUACUUCGAUGAGACUAAUGCUUUUAUCAAGUGGCAUACUGGCGAGGGGAGGAAUAUCUUGAUCCACUGUAAAUCUGGGCGCUCACGCUCCGUCGCAGUGCUAAUCGCGUAUAUGCAACAAAAGUUCUGCUCCGAAAAAGGCAUUGCGUCUGUGAAGGAUAAGAGUGAAGCCAAGGAGCAGAUGCGGAUGCACCGCGAGGAGAUUACAGAGGCGAUACGUACGCAACGCCUCCCUGUCGUCGUCAUAAUGGAACGUUUUGAUGAGCUGCUGGCACGCUACGACCUCAAACUCAUCGAGGAUCCGUGCUAUGAGAGCGAGAAGAUUAAUAGGCCUCCUGCUUCGGAAACUAUGAAACCUAAACUUGGUGAGCCAGACGAACAGCCGGAGCUUGUAGCGAAGAAGGAGAGUAAGGUCGUACAGACAAAAGGUGGCGCGGCAGUGCUUAAGAUAUGUGUUGCUUCAGCUUUCUUCAAGAAUAACCAGAAGCCUACGGAAGCUGUGGUGCACCAAUUCUUUGAAGUCAAUGAGGCCUAUUUCUAUGAGCUAGAAGCGUUAGAAUACAAGGGAAGGUCGUAUGUUGGUUCUGAACAUGCAUGUCGCGGCCUCGUGGAAUUCUUCUUCAGCACCUACGGAGCCUCGUCGCGGUGCCUCUACUUUAUUUACCAAACCGCUUCUGACGACAACGACAAGGUGACUUCAUGGGGUUGCGGGGAGACGCCGACGACAUACAUCGUCGGACCGCUGCAAGUUGAGCAAACCGCAUCAGCGACGGCCCCGACGAAUGACGAAACAGACUCGAACUCCGGUCUUUCAAAGGACGCCACGAUUGCUCUUGCCGUUAUUCUCCCUGUUGUAGGGUUGGCGAUUCUUGUGGCUGCAGCCAUGUUGUUCAUCCGGCGGCGUAAGAAGAGAGAGCGCAACGCGGUUUCUCGAGUCGCUGAUGGAGCAAGAUCUGAGAUGGAGCAGACUACGGAAUGUGCGCCUGUCCCUGCAGUACCGCCGUAUGAGAUGGGUGACAAUGUCUUGCGGCCCGAACUAGACAGCCGUGAGGUACGUUAUGGGGCUAAUUGA
Molecule: messenger RNA, 1659 nt
Organism: Fusarium odoratissimum NRRL 54006
Lineage: Eukaryota; Fungi; Ascomycota; Sordariomycetes; Hypocreales; Nectriaceae
Exons: 2
Coding region: 136-1659 (507 amino acids)
Biological process (GO): protein dephosphorylation
Cellular component (GO): cytoplasm
Molecular function (GO): protein tyrosine/serine/threonine phosphatase activity
Source: RefSeq, a predicted model, not a curated record